AUGGGUUGCUGUAUGAGUCAAGAAGAGAAGGAAGGAAGACGCAAGAAUGAUGAAAUUGAGAAUCAACUUAGACGCGACAGACUCUCAAUGAGAAAUGAAGUUAAAAUGCUUUUAUUAGGUGCUGGCGAAUCAGGGAAAUCCACAAUCUUGAAACAAAUGAAGCUUAUUCACGAUGGUGGAUAUUCGGCUGAAGAGCGAGAGUCAUUUAAAGAGAUCAUUUUCUCGAAUACAGUUCAAUCAAUGCGCGUCAUUUUAGAGGCAAUGGAGAAUAUGGGUUUAUCACUACGUAAUGAGAGUAGCCAAAAACACGCAAAUGCCAUUUUAAAUUUACCUAGCCAGAUUGAGGGAGAUCAUUUAUCACAAGAUGUCUCGUUAGCAAUUAAGAAUCUAUGGGCCGAUCGUGGUGUACAGGAUUGUUUCAGUCGGUCACGCGAAUACCAAUUGAAUGAUUCGGCUAAAUAUUACUUUGAUUCGAUUGAUCGCAUUGCACAGCCAGAUUAUCUUCCGACCGAUCAAGAUGUCCUUCGAUCUCGUGUAAAAACUACCGGUAUUACUGAGACCACCUUCUUGAUCGGUGAAUUGACCUACCGAAUGUUUGAUGUCGGUGGUCAACGGUCUGAACGUAAGAAAUGGAUUCAUUGCUUUGAGAACGUAACAGCAAUCGUAUUCUUGGUUGCUAUAUCUGAAUACGAUCAAUUGUUAUUGGAAGAUGAGACUGUGAAUCGUAUGCAAGAAGCCUUAACGUUAUUUGACUCGAUCUGUAAUUCACGAUGGUUCGUAAAAACAUCGAUCAUUCUAUUCCUGAAUAAGAUUGAUCGAUUCAAGGAAAAACUUCCAAUCUCGCCAAUGAAUAAAUAUUUCCCCGACUACGAAGGCGGCGACAAUUACGAUGCAGCAUGCGAUUAUAUACUGAACAGAUUUGUCUCACUCAAUCAAUCAGACGUCAAACAGAUUUAUACACAUUUCACAUGUGCCACCGAUACGCAACAAAUAAAAUUCGUGAUGGCAGCUGUUAAUGAUAUCAUCAUUCAAACAAAUCUACGAGACUGUGGGCUACUGUAA
Messenger RNA from Ambispora leptoticha, 1062 nucleotides. The record is from the annotation of a GenBank genome assembly. Lineage: Eukaryota; Fungi; Glomeromycota; Glomeromycetes; Archaeosporales; Ambisporaceae.